Durusdinium trenchii is the source of this 1882-nucleotide messenger RNA. Lineage: Eukaryota; Dinophyceae; Suessiales; Symbiodiniaceae. The record is from the annotation of a GenBank genome assembly.
AGCCAUUUGGUUCAAGUCCGUCGCCCGCGGGUUUCCUGUUUGAGGCUGGCCCCACUUGCGAUGACUCGUUCCAGCCUCGUGCCACUUGCUCUGGGAGUCAUGGCCAUUGCUUUGGCAUCCACGAGCUUUGUGACGUUGCAAGUUGGCAGACCCGAGCAACUGAAGGACGUGCGAUCUGCUCGUGGCAAAGCGCAACCUUCUGGUGCAGGUGUCAGCCAAGCCAUGCCACUUGCACUGGUCAUGGGUGCCGCGGCACUGGGCGCUGGAUUGAGCAGAGCUGGCCGAAAAGUGGGCCAGACCAAAGCUUCUGCAGUGGUUUGCCAUGCCGAAUCCAAGCCUCACGUGAACAUCGGCACCAUUGGCCACGUCGACCACGGCAAGACCACUCUGUCUGCUGCCAUCUCUUUGGUCUGCGGCCAGUUUAGCACCUCUGGCGACACCAAGCAGAAGUCUUAUGAGGAGAUUGACAACGCCCCAGAGGAGCGGUCGCGUGGUAUCACCAUCAACGCCUCCCACAUUGAGUACGAGACGGAGAACAGGCACUACUGCCAUGUGGACUGCCCUGGACACGCGGACUACGUCAAGAACAUGAUCACAGGAGCAUGCCAGAUGGAUGGAGGCAUUCUCGUGAUUAGUUCCCCCGAUGGACCGAUGGCGCAGACCCGUGAGCACAUUCUCCUCUCGAAGCAGGUGGGUGUGCCCAAGCUGGUUUGCUUCAUGAACAAGGUGGACAUGAUGGACGAUGAGGAGCUGCUUGAGCUGGUGGAGCUCGAGACCCGCGAAAUGUUGAGCCAGUAUGGAUUCCCUGGCGAUGACACGCCAUUCGUUCAAGGAUCUGCUUUGCAGGCGCUGGAAGCCAUGAAGAGCAACCCCGGAACCAAGAAAGGUGAUGACAAGUGGGUGGACAAGAUCUUGGAGCUGAUGGAGACUGUGGAUGACUACAUCCCAACGCCAGAGCGUGACACUGACAAGCCCUUCCUCUUGGCCGUGGAGGAUGUGUUCUCCAUCUCUGGUCGAGGAACUGUGUGCACUGGCCGAGUUGAGCAGGGUAUCGUGAAGAAGGGCGAUGAGGUGGAGAUUUUGGGCCGCGGCAAGAAGCCUCAGAAGUCCGUGAUCACAGGCAUUCGAAUGUUCAACACCGACCUGCCUGAGGGCCCGGCUGGCUACACCGUCGGUGUGCUGUGCCGUGGUAUUGAGAAGGAUGCAGUCUUCCGAGGCCAGGUCAUUUGCGCCCCAGGUGCCACCAAGACUCACACCAAGUUCAAGGCCAACAUCUACUUUGCGAAGAAGGAUGAGGGUGGCCGCAACAACCCUGUGAUGCCAGGAUACAUGCCCGUCUUCUACUUCCGUACCUGCGAUGUGACCGGCAAGAUUGAAGCCAUGACCAGCUCUGAUGGCAACGAGGUGGCCAUGGCCAUGCCAGGUGACGAUGUGACCUGCGAAUGCGAGCUGAUCGCAUCGACGCCCAUUGAGAAGGGCAUGCGCUUCGCCAUGCGUGAGGGUGGCAAGACCAUUGGGCAGGGUCUGAUCACUGAGACCGUCUAAAAGGGCAGACGAUGGAGCUGAACGACAUGUCGAGGCGGAGGAUUGAUUCAAGCUAUAGGAAGCAAGCUGAUUCACCUUAAAAAGAGCAAGUAUAGAAUGUUGGUUGAAAUGAAGCACACCAACUCUCCAUAAUGUUUAACCGCAACUAUAUAAACCUAUCCAGUCUAGACCUCUGUGUUGCGGCGCUCAAUUCCACACAUUCCACGUGGAGGUGAAGGACAGUGUAGAGCUGUCAUGAACGAAUCAGCCACAGCCAAAGUGCCUUUGCUGGUCUGGAGACCGCGUUUUCCAGCCCACAUCAGCUUGAGGUGGAGGAUCUUUGCAGAGAAAUCUGUGC